AUGGCCCAUCCCAUCAUUCAUAAAACUCCCAAGGCAAAAUUAGCCGCUGCUCAUGAAAAGUGCCAAUGUCAUUAUGCCAAAGAACUUAUUCUCAAAAGACGGAGGGAUCUUCACAGUCCCAAGCGUGACAUGAAGGAAUCACAAAUGAUCUUGAAAGCUAUUUCUAAAGGCCUGCAUGGCUCUACCAGUGAUGAGGACUCUGAGUCCGAGUCUGAACCUGAUGAAGAGAAUUCUUCUGAUGAUGUUGACCUAUCCGAUCUCACACAAUAUUUGUUCGCUCUCAAGAUCAUCAAGGAUGAAAUGUUGGCAUUGACAGAUGAUCCUUGUGCCUUCGUUCAAGGUGUCUUCCAAGAGUACAUUAAGACCUUGAAUAGCAGCGCUAAAGGUGAUGUCACCAUCCUUGAAACACCAAUGGCCACAGUUCAGGGCUUACUGAAUCACAUCAUUCCCAUUCAAGACCAGAUUCUUAAUUUCUGUGGAAUUUCACCUGAGUGGCGAGCGGCUGACUCUGUGUCUCAUUUUCUCAGGACUAUUCUUGCAUAUCUAGAGGAUAUCCUAUGUAUUUUGACAUUUGAUGGACUGACAGAGCUUGCAUUGGCCCACUCAAUGGGAGAGUUUAUGUACCAGAAAGGCAUUAAAAUUUGA
Suillus fuscotomentosus is the source of this 645-nucleotide messenger RNA. RefSeq lists its product as uncharacterized. Lineage: Eukaryota; Fungi; Basidiomycota; Agaricomycetes; Boletales; Suillaceae. The transcript is spliced from 3 exons. The coding region runs from base 1 to 645 and encodes 214 amino acids. The record is from RefSeq and is a predicted model, not a curated record.